Molecule: messenger RNA, 891 nt
Organism: Medioppia subpectinata
Lineage: Eukaryota; Metazoa; Arthropoda; Arachnida; Sarcoptiformes; Oppiidae
Source: the annotation of a GenBank genome assembly
CCAAAAGGUGGGUUUUAUGAGCAUUUCAGUUGAACUGGUGGUGGAAUCAAUGGAAACACCUUUUGAUUGAAGUCUCUUUUUUCAUAAGUGUUGACCUCUUUCCACAUCAUUCUCUCAAUCAUUUUCUUCUCUCAAAGUGUUGUUUUUGUUUGCUUUUUUCAAACAAGCGUUGGAUUCAGUAGUACUUCGAAAGCCAUACAACUAAAUACACUUCAAAACCAUUAUUAUAAUAGUGUCUGAAAAGCCCAAUGCCUGCCGUAAAUCAAUGAAAAACCGUCUCAUAAGUUGUCGGCUAUUUCUAUAUGCAGUAAAACGCGAUUCAACUUUUUAUUUGUCGGCUUUUAAAUAAUGGAUUUUACUUUUAUCUUAAAUUUUAAUUUAAUUUUAAUACAAGUGUUUGAAAUCGCGUUUAAUUCUCAUAUAUGUUACGCUCAAGAAAUGGAUGUCUAUUACGAAACACAUAAGUCUUUGAUAUUAGAGAACAAACUUCAAGAUCACGAUCACAGCGAAGAAGGGGUUUCUCUUAAUAGCUAUGCACUCGAGUCGAUGCCAUUGGAGAUCAUAAUUCUUGUGGAGAAAACGAUGGCUCUCUUAGUGUUCGACAAAACCGGUAAAAUGCUUGAAAAGUGCCAACUCUUUGAUCUCGAAAAAGACCAGUUGAAGGCCGAUAUGACGGCGUCGGCCACAGGACUGCCCGUCAUUAAGAGUGACUUCAACACAAUGAUGGAAGCGAUCAACAAAUGCCGCGAAUUAUCUGAAAAGUUGUCUCCCGUUUCGAGUUCAGAGCAAAUAUCGGCAAACAUUACUGAAAACUCGAUUUCACUGUUUUCUCUUUGGCGGGGAUUAAUACCCGGCACUAAAGUUAGUUUAGAGGGCAUUAACGCUAACUAA